AAUGAAAAAUUCUACAGGGCAUUAUUUGUGUGUGUAAUGAGUAUUGUUAGAUGCGCUCAUUGGUUGUCGCAUAGAGAAUUCCAGAGGUUCCUGACAUUUUCUCCGGACAGACUGGAGAUUCUCUAUCCAACAGCCAAUGAGCGCAUCCGAUCGACUGAUGAAUGCACACGAAUACAAUCUUCCGCUGAAAAAAAUGAUUUGUCGCACACCUCCUGCACUACAGGUGCAAAUAGUUCAGUUAGAAGGAACAAACUUCUUGUAAUGCAACUUGAAGAGGAGGACAGAUUUUAAAUAUGUGCAACAGGGAAUAACUCACAAUAGCGAUGGCUAUGCGAAAGAGAAGUGGCUCUGGUGCCAAACGUCAGCACAAAUGUAAAUUAGUACCUAUCUAUGAAAGUUUCUUCAAAGGAGAAGAUCUGACGCUGGCUCACCCAAAUUUCUGGAACGAGCUAUUCCUCAUUAAACCUAUGGUUCCCCACAUAGAAAGUGAGAUUUUGCACAUGACGUCGGAACAAUUAAACGCCAGUAAGGAAAACUUGAAUGCAUUGGUGUGCCAUUGCGUUGACACGUUGGUCGACGAACAUCCAUUCCGAAUAGUAUACGCGCUACAAACGUUGGCGGCGGUUAUUCAGUCGAUGUAUAAAAAAGCCAAUCAGGGAGACUACGGAUUCAAUCUAAUAGAUAUCUUAGUAGGCUUUGAUUCUGCGGAACAAAGGAUGACGACGUUGAUGCAGCACUGCAAUAAUUUUCUGACAGGUGAAUAUCCAGACAGCUUGAAAGCUUUGUGCCUGAAAUUAUUGUUAAUAAUAGUUACCGGUAUGGACAAUGUCAGCCAAAAUACUUUACUGGAAUAUGUUAUGCUAAACAGUGUCUUCGAGUCUCUGAUUCAAUUGUUGAGAGACACGGCCGCUAGAAACCGCCACGGCCACGAUGCGGUUUUGUUGCUAACGCUUCUAGUCAACUACAGGAAGUACGAAAGCGCGAAUCCCUAUAUCGUUAAAUUGUCGAUCCUGGACGACGAAUUGGCGCUCAACGGAUAUGGGCAGGCCAUAUCGAGCUCGUUAACGGAGUUCUGUCGACAAUUCGCUCAGCAGAGGGCAGAAAUACAAGCAUCUUGGUUGUCCUCGCUAACUAGUAUAGUCGGUAGCAUGUUUGUCGGCGAGGAGGAGGCGAAAACGCAACAAGUUCGCGCGAAUAACGCUUUGCUUUUAGCUCUGUACGAGGCCACACACUUGAAUCGUAAUUUUGUAACUACUCUGGCCUAUACGCAAAGUGAUACCAGCGCACCUCCGUCGCCGAACAACACUCUGGGCCCGAACGCGGUGGCUCCCGGUGCACCGCCGCCCGACGUGAUGGCUCAGCCGUUCAAUUUACUGGCCACCUUCCUGCAAUACUGCUCGAUAGUCAUGCAGGUCAUCAGAACGGAGGCCAUAAUGAACAAUGUGAAGCUAUGCUUCCUGAUAUUGAGCUGCAUCGCGGAGGACCAAUACGCGAACAGUUUGAUGCACGACGCGAAUCUAGCGUUCAGGGUUCAGCUGCAUCGAGUGCCCAUGCAUCACAGAAAGUUGCAGGAUAAGGCGGCACCCGCGCAGCCGCUCGCAGCGACGUUACUCGACCUGCUGGUCGAAUUCGUGACGUCACACAUGAUGAAGAAGUUCCCGCUCGAGUUGUAUCAUCAGUGCAUCGGCGUUCUCCAAAGGCUGCUGUGCUACCAAAAAAGGUGUCGUGUCAGGCUCGGCUAUCAGUGGCGAGAUCUCUGGACGGCGUUGAUCAAUCUUCUGAAAUUCCUCACGACGCACGAGAGCCACCUCAUUAAGAAAAUGAAUAUCUUCCCCCUAGCUAUUCAGGUGGUGAACAUAUUAAAUUUGUUCAUUACGUACGGUGAUACAUUCCUAUCGUCGCCCAGCAGUUACGACGAAUUGUUCUACGAAAUUAUUCGCAUGAGACUUAUCUUCACUAAUUUGAACGCUAUGGCACUCAGGUACUCGACCAGCGAAUCGUACGAGCACAAGGAGCAUGCGCUCAAAUUAACGAAUUCUCUCGUGAACGUGAGAGACAUAGUAAAUCACUUUCCGCCAAAGAUAACAGCAUGGCUGACGAAAGAAAGCCUGUCGACGCCGACGGAACAGCAAAUACUGGCGAUUAUAAUACAGAAUUACGACAGUCUCACUUUAAAACUGCAGGAUAAUCUGGAUCAGUACGAGAGAUAUUCGGAAAAGCCUAAUCAUACUGCAUUUUUUGAGGAGAUGGUAAGCGGAGUGGUGGUGGACACCAGAGCUUCGAUAGAUCUUAAUACUCUAGACACGCAGAGUAUACUGGAAGAGCUUUCAAACAUUUCGUAACAGUACUACAAUGUAUCUUCGACAUUGUGACUGUUGUGUUGUUCCAUAAUGUAUCCUUUUCUCGCCUCGUAAAACGGCCAGCUUCUCAUGUAAAUUACUUACGAAGCGGAGACGUGUGUUAUUAUACGGAGUUACGAUACUUUAAGGUCGCUUAAUUUCCUUUGAAAUUGCCUUUUGUUUCUUAUGAAUUGUAUACAGGAAUUCUGCGAAGAUACCAUUGAAUAUAUCAUUACAUUGUAACGAGAACGCAAUAAACGGAUUUAAUAAAUUCCAGUAUUCGUAUCGACGAUGUCAUCUUGCGGCGACGAAUGGAGCUGCUCUAUUUUCGCGCUUCUAUCGAGGUAGUGGAGUGAAUCGACCGGUUAUCGUAAGUGUUGUGUAAAAGUGUUCGUGAAACUAGAGACCCUAAAAUCAGAAUCUGCACACAAAUCCGGUCCGUCAUGUUUAUGCUAAAUCCUACGAGAGAAAAUAAAUGUACACCAUCUCAUUCUAA
Molecule: messenger RNA, 2835 nt
Organism: Dinoponera quadriceps
Lineage: Eukaryota; Metazoa; Arthropoda; Insecta; Hymenoptera; Formicidae
Product: UPF0668 protein C10orf76 homolog
Exons: 11
Coding region: 324-2342 (672 amino acids)
Biological process (GO): regulation of Golgi organization
Cellular component (GO): cytosol
Source: RefSeq, a predicted model, not a curated record